Terrapene triunguis (Three-toed box turtle) is the source of this 2068-nucleotide messenger RNA. It is a transcript of the gene ISOC1, whose product is annotated as isochorismatase domain containing 1. Gene Ontology annotation, cellular component: cytoplasm. The record is from RefSeq and is a predicted model, not a curated record. The coding region runs from base 1 to 894 and encodes 297 amino acids. Lineage: Eukaryota; Metazoa; Chordata; Testudines; Emydidae. The transcript is spliced from 5 exons.
AUGGCGGCGGCGGCGGCUGCUCCUCCCGCGGGUGGCGGGGGCUGCUGCCCGGCCGGGCCCGGCGGCGGCUCGGUGCCCGUGCUCUUUUGCUUCUCGGUCUUCGCCCGGCCCUCGACAGUGCCGCACGGCGCCGGCUACGAGCUGCUGAUCCAGAAGUUCCUGAGCCUCUACGGGGACCAGCUCGACAUGCACCGCAAGUUCGUGGUGCAGCUCUUCGCCGAGGAGUGGAGCCAGUACAUCGACCUGCCCAAGGGCUUCGUGGUCAGCGAGCGCUGCAAAGUGCGCCUGGUGCCGUUGCAGAUACAGAUAACUACAUUAGGCAACCUGACACCUUCAAGCACUGUAUUCUUCUGUUGCGAUAUGCAAGAAAGAUUCAGACCUGCUAUCAAAUAUUUUGGUGAUAUCAUCAGUGUAGGACAACGAUUGGUCCAGGGUGCACGGAUUUUAGGAAUUCCAGUCAUUGUGACAGAACAGUAUCCCAAAGGCCUUGGAAGCACCGUGCAAGAAAUUGAUUUAACAGGAGUUAAACUUGUGCUUCCAAAAACAAAAUUUUCUAUGGUAUUGCCAGAAGUAGAAGCUGCCUUAGCGGAUAUUCCUGGAGUCCGCAGUGUUGUCUUGUUUGGAGUAGAAACUCACGUGUGCAUCCAGCAAACAGCGUUGGAAUUGGUUGGCAGAGGUGUGGAAGUUCACAUUGUAGCAGAUGCCACCUCAUCAAGAAGUAUGAUGGACAGGAUGUUUGCUCUUGAGCGUCUUGCUCGCACUGGAAUAAUAGUUACCACUAGUGAGGCCAUCUUGCUGCAGCUGGUAGCUGAUAAAGAUCAUCCAAAAUUCAAAGAAAUUCAAAACAUCAUUAAGGCAAGUGCUCCAGAGUCAGGGCUCCUUUCCAAAGUAUAAAGAGGGCUUUUUGAAAGAGCAGCACAUUGUCAUCUUUAAGGCAGAACUAAAGUUGUAAACAGACAUGCGUGCACGCUCUCACACCAGCUUCAGUAGAAAUAUAAAACUAAAAAUUGGCGUAUUUGUGCUUGCCUUAGAAAUAUUUGUCUGGGUGCCAGUGUGUUCUGUUUAAUCACAGCUGUCAAAGACAUUGAGUACCAUGAGAUGCUUUUAUUGUCAGACGUUCUAUUAUUUAUUUAAAAAAAACUUAACAGAGGUGCCUGUUAGUCUGUACUGUAUCCACUGAUUGUUACACUUCUCCAAAAAGUGCACAUUUCUGUGAAAUCUCUCUUGAUUGUUCACUUUGUAAAAGUGUACUGUGAUAUUCUGCUUCAGUUUUGUAUUGAUCGAGGUAAAUGUGAUGUGAUAAUAUGCUUUAACUUUGUGCAUAAAUUAAACUAUUUUAAUAGAGAAUUUCAAUAGUAUAAAAUAGAUGGACUACAUGUUUACAUUGUCUGUCUGUCUGUCUGUCUUUUAGAAUAAAAGCUAAAUGCUUUGCUUAUUCAGUAAACAAGCCAAGUAGCUCAAGCAACAAUCUAGGCUUAAUUAUUUUGGGUGGCUGAAGUGGACUAUGUUGAUUAUUCCAGACUUUUGACUCCCUAAUCCUGUUUUAAUGUUCUGUACUUCAACUACAGGUUCCAGGAAGCAAUCAUUGGGUCACUGCCCCUUUCAAAAUUAUAAAGAAAUCUGUCAAUUUGUUAAUGAGAUGAUCUAAAAGAUUGGUUUAUAGUAAUUCACAACUAGUGGGAGACUACUAGCAUUUAAAAUUGAAAAACAAAUCUUAAACGCUUUCAGUUUCAAUUACUAAAGGCUAAUUAUUUCUAGAAAUGUCCUUGGAUUUUUUUAAUCCUUGUAUGACUAGAUUUAAUAAACUCCAUCUGGUUUCUGCAUUAAGCCAAGCAAGCCCUGAAAAAAAUAAUCAACUUUUCUAGUCUGUUGUAGACUUCUGCAGCACUGAUGUUGGAAUUUGAUUGGAAUCUAGCCUAAAAGCGUAAUUUAAAAAGGGACAUCUGCAACUUGUUGCUAUAUAUUUUGUAGCUGGAACUUUAACACGAUUGUUCCUCUUGAAGGCACCUUCUUCAUGUUCAAAUGGGUUAAAAAAUGUUACAUAAUGUUUACAACAAGAAUGUAACUU